This is a messenger RNA of Trametes versicolor FP-101664 SS1, 1587 nucleotides long. RefSeq names its product S-adenosyl-L-methionine-dependent methyltransferase. The record is from RefSeq and is a predicted model, not a curated record. NCBI's taxonomy places the organism in Eukaryota, Fungi, Basidiomycota, Agaricomycetes, Polyporales, Polyporaceae. The coding region runs from base 1 to 1587 and encodes 528 amino acids. Gene Ontology annotation, molecular function: O-methyltransferase activity. The transcript has 9 exons.
AUGGCCACCUUCGCAACCCUGCGCGCCCUACACACGCUCCUCGGCGACGCGCUCGCCGAGAUCGAGCGUGUCUACCACGCACCGCCUGCAGGUGGGGGCCCGGUCGACUAUCCUUCGCUCGACGUGCCGGUCUACAAGGACAGCGCACCGAGUGGCAACACGCGUGCGGCGGAGGAUCUGACAUCAGAUCCGACUGUCGUGACCGCGGCGAACACGAUCGUGGCUGCCUGUGGCCAGAUCGCGGCGACGCUGCACAAGCCGUUUUUCCAGCUUUGUGAAGCGAACAUGGGUGAAAUCAUAACUUCGUGCAUCGGCUUCGCCGAGGCCACGCAUACAGUCGAGAUCCUGCGCGCCGCCGGCGGGGAAGGCCUGCAUGUCCACGACAUCGCGCGCAGGAUCAACGACCUGCGGCGCGCUGUGGACGCCAAUAUAGCCCCGCUCGAUCCCGGCAAGCUGGGUCACAUCUUGCGCCUCCUGGCGACCCACCACUGGUUCCGGGAGGUCCGCCCUGAUGUGUUCGCGAAUAAUCGUUUGUCGGCCCAGGUGGACUCAGGAAAGACCCCGGAAGAGCUGCGUGCGGUCCCGGAGAAGAAGUACGAUGAUACGGACGGUGUGGCCGCGCUCGUCGCCAUGAAGACCGACGAGUUCUGCAAGACCGCAACGCACCUUACAGACCACCUCCUCCCCGAACGCGCCCGCACCCUCGCGACGCGGACGCUCCUAGACCCCGCGCGCUCGACCGCGCCUGCCGCGACCGUGCGGUACCAGACGCCCUUCAACCUCGCGUUCCGCACGGAGCUUGGCUACUUCCAGUGGCUCGAGCUCCCGGAGAACGCGCGCCGCAUGACGAACUUCGGGCGCGCGAUGGUCGCCGCGCGCGCGUGGGAGGUCGCGGAGAAUAUUAUUGACGCGUUCCCGUGGAAGGACCUCCCGGAGGACGCGGUGGUCGUCGACGUGGGCGGCGGGAUCGGCUCGACGUCCAUGGUGCUCGCGAACGCGUACUCCCACCUGCGGUUCGUCGUGCAGGACAGACCGAUCGUGGUCGCCGUCGCCCCAUCGCUCUGCGACAAGUUGAACGCGGGGCUCAUCGCAUCCGGCCGCGUCUCCUUCAUGGCACAGGACUUCUUCGACCCACAACCUGCCUCGCUCGACGUCCCAGGGGUAGGCACCGUCUCCGCGCCAGCAGUCUACCUCAUCCGCGGCUGCGUCCACAACUGGCCCGACUCCGCCUCUUCCCGCAGGAUGCUCGGCCUCCUCCGCUCCAGAGCCGCCCUAACAACACAGCUCCUCAUCGUCGACACCGUCCUCCCCUACGCCUGCCCCGACUCCACCUCCGACCCCACCUCCGAGCCGAUCCCGGGCGCGCUCUGCACGCUGGUCCCAGACGGCUCGCCCCUGCUCGCGAACCUCGGCAGGACGCACGCGAGCCUGUACCAGCUCGAUAUCUGCAUGAUGACGCUGCUGGACGCGAAAGAGCGUACGAUAAGGGAGGUGGCGGCGCUUGCGCGUGAGGCUGGGUGGGAGGUGACGGGGACGACGCGCGGGGCGGGGUCGUUGUGGGGGUAUACGGCGGCUCGGCCUAUCUGA